CCCCUUCAAGGCCGUCGUCACCCCGGUCUUUGACCCCAACAAGGUGACGGCCAGCGGCCCCGGGCUGGAGCGCGGCAAGGCGGGCGAGGUGGCCACCUUCAUGGUGGACUGCUCCAAAGCCGGCGAGGCCGAGCUCACCAUCGAGAUCAUCUCGGAGGCCGGGGUGAAAGCGGAGGUGCUGAUCCAGAACAACCACAACGGCACCUACACCAUCACCUACACCCCGGCCUGCGCCGGCGCCUACACCAUCACCAUCAAGUACGGGGGACACGCCGUGCCCAAAUUCCCCGUGCACGUCACUGUGGAUCCGGCUGUCGACACCAGUGGAGUCAAGGUCUAUGGGAAAGGAGUGGAGCCGCGAGGGGUGCUGCGCGAGGUGGGCACCGACUUCACGGUGGAUGCGCGGGCACUCACCAAGACAGGGGGACCCCACGUCACCGCGCGGGUGCUCAACCCCUCGGGUGCCAAGACCGACACCUUCAUCACCGACCUCGGCGACGGCACCUACCGUGUGGAGUACACCCCCUACGAGGAUGGCGUGCACCGUGUGGAGGUGGCGUACGAUGAGGUGGCAGUGCCCAAGAGCCCGUUCCGCGUGGCCGUGGCCGAGGGCUGUGACCCCACUCGUGUGCGGGCGCACGGGCCUGGCCUGGAGGGCGGCCUCGUGGGGAAAGCCAAUCGCUUCACUGUGGAGACCAGGGGUGCAGGCACUGGGGGGCUGGGCCUGGCCAUUGAGGGUCCCUCUGAGGCCAAGAUGUCCUGCAAGGACAACAAGGACGGGAGCUGCACGGUGGAGUACAUCCCCUUCACACCGGGCGACUACGAUGUCAACAUCACCUUCGGUGGCCACCCCAUCCCUGGGAGCCCAUUCCGGGUGCCGGUGAAGGACGUGGUGGACCCCAGCAAGGUGAAGUGCUCGGGGCCGGGGCUGGGCCCCACUGUGAGGGCGCGGGUGCCCCAGACCUUCACUGUGGACUGCAGUGCCGCGGGGCUGGCGCCGCUCGAGGUCACCCUGCUGGGACCCUCCGGUCUACCAGAGCCGGUUGAGGUCCGUGACAACGGUGACGGCACCCACAAAGUCAACUACACCCCAUCCACCGACGGGCCCUACACUGUGACCAUCAAAUACGCCGACCAGGAGGUGCCGCGCAG
Molecule: messenger RNA, 1152 nt
Organism: Nestor notabilis (Kea)
Lineage: Eukaryota; Metazoa; Chordata; Aves; Psittaciformes; Psittacidae
Product: filamin-C-like
Exons: 6
Biological process (GO): actin cytoskeleton organization
Molecular function (GO): actin filament binding
Source: RefSeq, a predicted model, not a curated record